Messenger RNA from Calypte anna (Anna's hummingbird), 2677 nucleotides. RefSeq names its product ganglioside induced differentiation associated protein 2 (gene GDAP2). The record is from RefSeq and is a predicted model, not a curated record. The transcript is spliced from 14 exons. The coding region runs from base 272 to 1933 and encodes 553 amino acids. Lineage: Eukaryota; Metazoa; Chordata; Aves; Apodiformes; Trochilidae.
CCUCGGGGCCGGGCACUACUCCCGGAAGCGGAAGCGAGCGGCGGGCGCUCUCCGCUUUUUCUGGGUGAUGCCGCCGAAGCGGUGCCGAGCGGGACCCUGCAGGCGGGCGGGGCCGGUGGCAGCAGCACCAGCGCCAGCAGCGGUUUGCCCGUGAGUUGCUGCGCAGCCGCUCCCCAGGGAGAGGCCGCGGUUGUUAGCGGUGACCGUAGGGGCGCUGGGGCCGGGAGCCUCUGACUGUCCAGCAUCGCCUACGCCGGUGCGGGCCGGGGGGAUGCGGGAGGCAGCGGCCUCCCCCCGGGCAGGGACACCAGGCUCCUGCUGGCAGCCUGCCGCUCCCCGGGGCCGCUUCAGCCGGAGGAGGCCCAGGGCGAGAGCACCUGGAAGGCUCCAGUGGGAGCUGGAGUGUGACGAGUUAGGAGAGGAGAGGAGUUGCUGUUUCCAUUCCAUGGAUCCCUUGGGUGCUCCUUCCCAGUUUGUGGAUGUCGACAGUCUUCCAGGCUGGGCUGAUGCCUAUGAGGCUAAGCAGCUGGACUCUCAUCAAAAUCCUGUUGAAAAAGCUCAAGCUGAUGUUAGGUCACCUUUUCCAUACAGAAAAGACAUCAAUGCAAAAAUUAUCUUAUGGAAAGGAGAUGUAGCAUUACUGAACUGCACAGCCAUAGUGAAUACCAGUAAUGAAUCUCUCACUGAUAAGAAUCCAGUAUCUGAAAGUGUAUUACUGCAUGCUGGGCCUGACCUGAGGGAUGAACUCCAGAAGCUCAAAGGGUGCAGGACAGGCGAGGUUAAACUCACCAAAGGAUUUAAUUUGGCUGCACGUUUCAUCAUUCACACAGUGGGACCCAAAUACAAAAGUCGGUAUCGCACAGCAGCCGAGAGUUCUCUCUACAGCUGCUACCGCAAUGUUCUGCAGCUUGCAAAGGAACAGGCAAUGUGCUCUGUAGGUUUUUGUGUCAUUAACUCUCUGAAAAGAUGCUACCCCUUGGAGGAUGCAACCCACAUAGCACUGCGCACAGUUAGAAGGUUCCUGGAGAUUCACGGAGAGACUCUGGAGAAGGUGGUGUUUGCAGUCUCAGAGCUUGAAGAGGCUACUUACCAGAAGUUGCUGCCCCUGUAUUUUCCACGAUCGUUGGAAGAAGAGAUACAAUCCUUGCCUUACCUCCCUGCAGAUAUUGGCAAUGCAGAAGGGGAGCCCGUUGUACCGGAGAGGCAGAUCAGGAUUACUGAAAAGCCAGGUGUUCCUGAUGAUGCUUCAGAUGAAGAGGGUCUGGAGGCAGAUUUGUCUUUCAUUGGUUCCCAUGCUUUUGCCCGCAUGGAGGGAGAUGUUGAUAAACAGAGACGCCUCAUCCUUCAGGGACAGUUGUCAGAGGCAGCACUGCAAAAACAGCACCAGAGGAAUUAUAAUCGCUGGCUGUGUCAGGCAAGAGCUGAAGAUCUCUCUGAUAUUGCUUCUCUUAAAGCCUUGUACCAGACAGGUGUAGAUAACUGUGGUCGCACAGUGAUGGUGGUGGUUGGAAGGAAUAUUCCUGUAACAUUAAUAGACAUGGAAAAGGCUCUUCUGUAUUUCAUCCACGUCAUGGAUCAUAUUGCAGUGAAGGAGUAUGUGCUGGUGUACUUCCAUACACUCACAAAUGAUUUCAAUCAACUAGAUUCUAAUUUCUUGAAGAAACUCUAUGAUAUUGUUGAUGCCAAAUACAAGAGGAAUUUGAAGGCACUGUAUUUUGUCCACCCAACAUUUCGUUCAAAGGUCUCGGCAUGGUUUUUCACAACCUUUACAGUCUCAGGGCUCAAGGACAAAAUCCACUAUGUGGAAAGCCUCCAGCAGUUAUUCACAGCCAUACCCCCAGAACAGAUCGAUCUUCCCCCUUUCGUCCUCGAGUACGAUGCCAGGGAAAAUGGGCCUUACUAUUCUUCUUAUCCUCCAUCCCCUGACUUGUGAUCUUCAGUCUUGCGAUGCUGCUGGUUUCUCACAAAUCCAAUGACCUGAUGCCUGCCAAAACCUGUGCAUUUGCCCAUGUACAGAAUUCAGAGAGAGGGUUUUCCUCCCCCAGCUCUGGUAUUUUUUUACUGAUGAGAUAUUUUCAAGCACUCAAGCAAUCAGAGAACUUUAUGCCACUGUGAACUGUACAACUAUUUCAAAUAUAUUUAUCCAAUCAAAAAGUUGAUUUCAAGAUCACUAGGUGCAUUUUAUUUUGGGUUGGUUUGUUUUUGUUUUUGUUUUUUUUUAAGCUGUUACAUUUUUUCCUGAACUUUCUUUUUUUCUGGGAAAUCCAUCAAAAGCACUAGAUCAUGUUUGUAACAAUUAUAAUUUUCCAGCUCUGUUUGUAAUACCCAUUAAUACCCAUUUCUGACUGGUCUGUACAAAUACUGUGCAGUACCAGCCUGACACGUUGCUUUAUUAUGUGGUCUGUGUUUCACAUCUGAUUACUUCCCUUUCUGUUAGUGUUGAUCACUUUGGUCUUGACCCAGCAAAAGUGUCUGGAAUUGGGAAUGCCAUGUCUGCAGGCUGAAAAAAGCACUACAGCCAAGCCAAGAUUAAUUCAAGACUUAGUACCAUAAAUGCUAGGUGAGCUAGGAGCCUUGAUAAAGCCCCUGUCAGUUAUCAUUGGAUGAUGUGACAUGUCAGGAUGUCCUCCCAGUAAGAAUAAAAUUGAAAAGCAUUUGCAGUUUCUUUUCUCUAACU